AUGUCGUACGCCUCCACCACGCCCGCGGAGGCGGCUCCAGCCGCCACAGACUCGGUCGGGCGGUCAACCUCUGCCCGCUACAACGAGACGCUGAGCAGCCGCACGAUGUGCGCCUACGGCUUCUUCCGGCUGCCCAUCUCCGGCUACGACCUGACCGUGCGUCCGGCGCGGACGGCGGUCUAUAUCGAGGCGCUCAACCAGUCGAUCCUCACCCACGCGAUGAUCGUCUCGUGCUGCAAGUCCGUCGACUUUCUGCUCGGCUUUCUCGUCGGGACCACCUCGGACAACGUCUCCACCCGCUGGGGGAGGCGCAAGCCGUGGGUGGUGGUCUGCUUCCCGUUCGCGAUCGUCUCCAUGUUCCUACUCGUCACGCCCUUCCCCUUCUCCGGCGACGCGAUUGAGCCGGACUCCGCCACCGCCUGCCCCGCGCUGGAGCAGUGCCUCGUCGAGAUGAUUGCAAACGGCACGCUGCCCGCGCACAACGUGAGCAGCGUCGAGUCCUCCAACCCGCCGGCGCCGGCCGCGCUGUCGGUCUGGUUCGCGCUCUUCUACUUUGCCUACUACUUCUUCUCGUACGACGCCCUCGGUAUGGAGCUCACCUCGGACUACUCGAAGCGCGUCUCCCUCUUCUCCGUGCGAGUCGUCUUUCAGUUCCUCGGCUAUGCGGUGCCCAACGCCGUCGGCCUCGUCCUCUCCAACAUCUUCCCCACCAACAUCAUCGCCGUCUACGCGUACACCGCUCUCGUCCUCGGCGCAACCACGCUCGCCGGCCUGCUCCUCCUCGCCGGCAUCGUCUCGCUCGCCGCUCUGCUCGUCCUCGGCUUCGGGGUGAGCGAGCGACCAGAGGCGAAGACGGGACAAGGGAACGAGGUGCCCGCCGUGGUGGCUGUGCGGCGCGCGCUGUGCAACCGGCCGUACUGCAUCUACCUCUUCAUCAAGUUCCCCAUCUCCCUCGUCUCGCUGCUGCCCGUCAACCUGAUGAGCUUCUUCCUUCGCUACGGCACGUGA
Messenger RNA from Emiliania huxleyi CCMP1516, 1008 nucleotides. RefSeq lists its product as hypothetical. The record is from RefSeq and is a predicted model, not a curated record. The transcript is spliced from 7 exons. NCBI's taxonomy places the organism in Eukaryota, Haptophyta, Isochrysidales, Noelaerhabdaceae. Gene Ontology annotation, biological process: carbohydrate transport. Bases 1 to 1008 code for a protein of 335 amino acids. Gene Ontology annotation, cellular component: membrane. Gene Ontology annotation, molecular function: symporter activity.